AUGCCUCGCCGUCAGCCCCUCGAGCACGAGACUCUUCAACCGUGGACAGGAGCGCUGCCGCCACGAGCAUGGCAGGAGUCAGACGCUGUUCGCGUCUUGCUCAACGACAACUGGAAGUUCAGGCUCAGUGCCACUGCUGCCGUCUCGGACGCGUUUGCUGCGUCGACCUUUGACGACAAGUCAUGGGACAAGAUCCCCGUGCCCUCGCACUGGAAUCUCCAAGACGGCAAGUAUGGCCUGCCGGCUUACCAGAACAUCAAGUUUCCAUUCCCUGUUGACGCGCCUUACGUCCCGGCGGAGAACCCCACCGGUGACUACCGCUACGAAUUUGACCUUGGGUCGUGGUCCAAGGAGGGCUCCACUGUCCUUCGGUUUGACGGCGUCGAGUCGUGGUGUAAGGUCUGGCUGAACGGUGUGCUGCUAGGCACGUCGUCAGGUUCGCGCCUGCCUGUCGAAUUCGACAUUACCAAGACCCUGGCCCCGCACAACGUCCUUGCUGUGCGUGUCCACCAGUGGUCGGCGGCGACCUACAUUGAGGACCAAGACCAGUGGUGGCUUCCGGGCAUUUUCCGUGACGUGACUGUCAUCCACCGCCCCGUCGGCUCAGUCAAGGAUCACUUUGUCCACCAGUCAUAUGACCACGUCAGCGGCGCGGGCACCCUCAAGGUGGACUGCGACCCCGCUGGUCGCGUGCUCGUCCCCGAGCUGGGUAUUGACAUGGCCACUGGUGAGAGCAUCACCCUUCCAGUUGAGCCAUGGAGCGCCGAGGUGCCACGUCUCUACGAGGGUGAGCUGGUUACCUCUGGCGAACGCGUUCCCCUCAAGAUUGGAUUCCGCACUGUUGUCAUCGAGGACAAGGUGAUCAAGGUCAACGGCCGCCGUGUCCUGUUCCGCGGUGUCAACCGUCACGAAUUCCACCCAGACCACGGACGUGCUCUGGAUAACGAGACAAUGCUCGCCGAUGUGCUCCUCAUGAAGCGUCACAACAUCAACGCCGUCCGCACGUCCCAUUACCCGCCGCACCCCCAUUUCUUGGACCUGUGCGACCUGUACGGACUGUGGGUUGUCGACGAGGGCGACAUGGAAAGCCACGGGUUUGAGCUCUGCACCCCCAAGUGGAACAACAACCCUAUCGACGACCCGGACUGGGAGGCCGCGCUGGUGAACCGUACCGAGCGUAUGGUGGAACGUGACAAGAAUCACCCGUCGAUUGUCAUCUGGAGUCUGGGCAAUGAGGCCGGCAUGGGCUGUAACAUUGGUGCCAUGACCCAGUGGAUCCGUGACCGCGACACCUCGCGCCCUAUCCAUUACGAGCGCGACCUCGAGACAAAGUACGUCGACAUCUACUCGGAGAUGUACCUCGACCACCAGGCCGUGGAGGCGAUCGGCAAGGACAUCGAGACCGACAGAGCCGACCUCAAGGUUUCGCAACGCCACCGUGAUGCUCCGUACUUCCUCUGCGAGUAUGCUCAUGCCAUGGGCAACGGUCCCGGCGGUCUCACCGAGUACAUGGAGCUCUUUGAAAAGCACCCUCGUACCCAAGGCGGCUUUGUGUGGGAAUGGAUUGACCACGGCAUGCCCAAACGCGAAAACGGCCAGACAUACUACGCAUAUGGUGGCGAUUUCGGCGAGGAGAUCCACGAUGCCAACUUUUGCUGUGACGGUCUCGUCUUCCCGGACCGCAAGCCUAGCCCCGGUCUGAUCGAGUACGCCAAGGUCAUCGAGCCCGUGGUGAUCACCAGCGAGGCGGAGGGUAAGAUUACCAUUCGCAACCGCAACGACUUUGCCGACCUGUCGGCUUACUCCUUCACCUGGCGUCUCGAGACUGGCGGCAAGGUCGUCGCGGAGGGCAAGCUCGAGGUACCGCACGUGGCCGCUGGCGAGACCGUUACUGUCCCGGUGCCGUCUGCUCAGCCUGCCGCGGACGCGAGUGAGGAGUCGUUCUGGGUCGUCUCUGCCACUCUCGCCAAGCCGACCCUCUGGGCCGACGCCGGUCACGAGGUUGCCUGGGGCCAGUUUGCCGCUGCUAAGGCAGUCGCAGUCUCCGCCACCUCGACUGGUACGUCCCCCAUCGUCACCGAGGACAAGAUCACCCUCGGCCCCGCCACCUUCUCCCCCAACGGCACGCUCCUGUCCAUCGGCGACCUUGCCGUCACUGAUGGUGCUCAGCUCCAGGUGUACCGCGCCGAGACGGACAAUGACUGGCGCUACGACGAGCGCUUUGUGGACCUGACCCCCGGCGGAGCGUGGCGCCGUGAGGGCUUCAACCGCCUGCACCACGAACCCGAGGCCGUGGAGGUCACGGAAGACGCCGUCGUGGUCUCUACGCGGGUUGCCGCCGCUUCACACGACCGCACCCUCGCCACGACCUACCGCUGGACCGCUGGUCCCCACGGUCUCCGCCUCGACCUGACUGUGGACCCCGAGGGCGACUGGUCCGGCCUCGUGCUCCCCCGCCUCGGCGUCACUUUGGGUCUUCCCAAGUCCCUGGCCAAUGUCGAAUGGUACGGCGCGGGCCCCGGCGAGGCGUACCCGGACACGUGUCGUGCUGCCAAGGUCGGCAAGUAUGCGCUGAGCAUCGACGACAUGCAGACGCCGUACGUGUUCCCGCAAGAGAACGGAUCUAGGAUGGACGUCCGCUGGGCCCACGUCACUGGCUCGGACGGCUCUGGACUGAGUGUGCGUGGCGAGGGCGGCGUGUUUGCCCUCACUGCUCGCAGGUGGACCACCGAGCAGCUCUAUGCUGCGCGUCACACGAUCGACCUUGUCCCAGGACCAAACGUUUGGCUUGACCUCGAUGUGGGUCACAACGGCGUUGGAACGCUGGCGUGCGGCCCUGGUGUUCUCCCCCAGCACCAGCUGCUGCCCAAGCACACUGAGUUUAGUGUGGUGUUCAAGUCCAUUCCGUAG
Molecule: messenger RNA, 2910 nt
Organism: Apiotrichum porosum
Lineage: Eukaryota; Fungi; Basidiomycota; Tremellomycetes; Trichosporonales; Trichosporonaceae
Gene: LAC4
Product: Beta-galactosidase (Lactase)
Exons: 2
Coding region: 1-2910 (969 amino acids)
Biological process (GO): lactose catabolic process
Cellular component (GO): beta-galactosidase complex
Molecular function (GO): carbohydrate binding; beta-galactosidase activity
Source: RefSeq, a predicted model, not a curated record